This is a messenger RNA of Melospiza melodia melodia, 2298 nucleotides long. RefSeq names its product integrin alpha FG-GAP repeat containing 1 (gene ITFG1). Gene Ontology annotation, cellular component: plasma membrane. Lineage: Eukaryota; Metazoa; Chordata; Aves; Passeriformes; Passerellidae. The transcript is spliced from 18 exons. The record is from RefSeq and is a predicted model, not a curated record. Bases 251 to 1813 code for a protein of 520 amino acids.
CCGCGGGCCGUGCCCGCCGCUGGCCCCGCUGCUGGCCCUGGCCCUGCUGGCCCUGGCGGGGCCCGCCCGAGCCCUGCAGAAUGUGACCGCUCAGCUCUUCGGGCCCGAGGCCCGCGGGACCCUGGCGGCCUUCGGCGACUUCAACUCGGACAAGCAGACGGACCUGUUCGUGCUGCGCGGCGGAAAUGAGCUGGUGAUUUUUUUGGCUGACCAGAAGGAGCCCUACUUUAAGCCCCGUGUUAAGCUACCAAUGAAAUCCCUUGGUGUCACCAUAACCAGUGUAGUUCCUGGAGAUUAUGAUGGAGAUUCCCAAAUGGAUGUGCUCCUCACUACCCAGGCCCCAAGUCAUGGCAAAGAUGAACUUUCAGUGUUUAUUUUCUGGGGACACAACCAAACCUUGGAUCUUAACCAUAAAACUGUGUUAAAUAAGACUUUUCAUGAUGAGCCUCUAGUAAUGGACUUCAAUGGAGAUUUGAUUCCUGAUGUGUUUGGUGUCACCAGUGACUCGAGUAAGCCACAGAUCCUGCUGGGAGGGAACUUGUCAUGGCAUCCUGCACUGGAAACUCAAAGUAAAAUGUAUAUACCACACUCCCAUGCCUUUAUAGAUUUAAAUAAUGAUUUCACUGCUGAUUUGUUCCUUACCACAUCACCAAAUUCCAAAACCAUUCAGUUUGAGACAUGGGUAAAUAAGGAUGGAAACUUCUCUAAAGUCGGAAAAAGUAAGGAAAUGCCCAGUGGUGCCAAAGUUGUUGGACAGUCUGUGUUUGCAGAUUUUGAUGGGGAUGGACAAAGUGAACAUUUAUUACCAGUCUGUGAAGAUGAAGCAUGUCAAAGAAGUGCCAUCUACCUAACCAAGCUGGGACUGGACCAGUGGAUUCCAGUUUUGCAAGACUUCAGAAAUAAAGACACAGUCUGGGGCUUUGUACCAUAUCAAAAUGACAAAUCUUCAGCAGAAAUUUCAUUUCCAAUUACACUUCACAUUGGAGAUUACAAUAUGGAUGGCUACCCUGAUGCACUUGCUAUAUUGAAGAACACUUCUGGAAGCAAUCAACAAGCAUUUUUGCUAGAAAAUGUCCCAUGCAACAACGUGAGCUGCAAGAGCGUGCGGCGCAUGUUCAGGGUGUUCUGGGAGCUCUCAGAUCUCAAUCAGAUCAAGGAUGCUGUGGUUGCCACCUUCUUUGACAUCUAUGAGGAUGGAAUCUUGGAUAUCAUUGUGCUAAGCAAAGGCUACUCCAACAAGGACUUUGCUAUCCAUACAUUGAAAAAUAACUUCGAAGCAGAUGCCUAUUUUGUUAAAGUUAUUGUUCUCAGCGGCCUCUGUUCGAAUGACUGCCCUCGGAAAAUAACACCCUUUGGAGUUAAUCAGCCUGGUCCUUACAUCAUGUACACCACUGUAGAUGCAAAUGGGUACCUGAAGAAUGGGUCAGCUGGCCAGCUCAGCCAGUCAGCACAUUACGCUCUGCAGCUGCCCUACAACGUGCUGGGCCUGGGCCGCAGCGCCAACUUCCUCGACCACCUGUACGUGGGCAUCCCUCGGCCCCUGGGAGAAAAGUCCAUAAGAAAACAAGAAUGGACAGCUAUCAUACCAAACUCCCAGCUUAUAGUCAUUCCCUAUCCACAUAAUGUUCCUCGAAGCUGGAGUGCCAAGCUGUAUUUGACCCCAAGUAACAUUGUACUGCUAACAGCUAUAGCCUUAAUUGGUGUCUGUGUUUUCAUCCUGGCAAUAAUUGGCAUAUUACAUUGGCAAGAAAAGAAAGCAGAUGACAGAGAGAAGCGACAGGAGGCUCAUCGGUUCCAUUUUGAUGCUAUGUGACAUGCCUUAAUAUUUAUGAAGGAGCUGCUACUCAUUUGCUUAAUUGAAAGACUAAAUUCUGAUUUUUAAAAUUAUUACCAUGAAAGUACUGUUGGUGUGUUAUUUGUAAAUGUUGCAUUAUCUGGUAUUUAUUUGGAAAGUAUUAAAAUUAGACCUGAAUGUCUCACAAGGCCUUUCAGUUAAGAGACUGUAUAUAAUAGCAUUUGGCCUUUAUUUAACAGAACUGUAAAUUUAUUUUUCUUAGUAAAGGGAUCAAUUGCAUGUACCAGUUUAUGUACCAAUUCUUUAGUAAUAUUUGAUAGAAAGAAAGGUAUGUAAAUGAAGUGUAGCAUUUCAGCGAGCAGAAUACCUUGUAUCACUUGAAUUGGUCUUGUCCUUUGUUCAUUCUGCAAAACAACCUGGUUUUUGAAAAUUAAAGUUGUGCAAUUUCUCAGAUGACUUAAUUGUUAAUUGUCUUGAUUGUAUUAAAUGGUGCUUAACCUAAA